Ciona intestinalis (vase tunicate) is the source of this 1077-nucleotide messenger RNA. Its product is annotated as BTB/POZ domain-containing protein 19-like. The record is from RefSeq and is a predicted model, not a curated record. Gene Ontology annotation, molecular function: protein binding. Lineage: Eukaryota; Metazoa; Chordata; Ascidiacea; Phlebobranchia; Cionidae.
UAGUUGUUAACUAAUCUCUGCUGUUUGGAAACCUUUAGUGUGAAUUUUGUGUACUAGAUAUUUUCUUGUUGUAGCUUUUGUUUAGAGUAGUAUUGAGGAAACAAUUUAUAUAAAAAAAGAUAUGGAUGAACGAUUGGUUCGUGGCGAUCAAACCGCCUUUUAUAGUCUUAUGCGAAAAAGAUGUAUUAAUAACAAGGACUUCAGUGAUGCUGUGUUUUUGGUGGGGCCACAACGACAAGUUGUUUAUGGUCAUAGGUGCUUGCUUGCUGCGAGAUCAGAGACAUUUCGGUCUAUGUUCUCUCAAAUGCCGUCACACAGCGCUGCGAGCCGAGAAUCUCCGAUAAAUUUGCCCGAAGUACGCCCAGAAGUAUUCCUAACCGCAUUAGAUUAUAUGUAUACAAACUGCUGCACUUUAACCAGCGAUCUUGCGCCCGAUGUGAUGUCCCUUUCAAUGGAAUAUAACCUGGAUGGCUUGAGAAAGUUAAGCGCGCGCUUCUUGUUGGAUGGAAUGAACGUUGAAACAGCUUGUGACGUUCUGCAGUCAGCAGUUAUUCAUGCCCAACCUGAUAUGCUCCAGAAAGCACUCGAUUAUUGUAUGAAAAAUGCUCACGAUAUUUUUAUGACCGAAAAAUUCAACGAACUAUCGCCAGAAACACUAGGGGCGCUGCUAAGGGGAGAUUCGCUUGAAGCUGACGAGUUGGAGGUUCUAAACGCCAUCAGAAAAUGGGCACGUGGCAAUGCAAUUGUAGCUGGUCGGCAUAUGAAGGAGGUAUCGAGUUCGGUGAUUCCCCUCGUGAGGCUACCGCUUGUUUCCCCUGAUGAGCUGACGAAGAUUGAAGAGGAAAACAAAAAAGACAUGGUCAUUCCAAUGCAACAACUGGCGGCAGCGUGGCGUUUCCACGCACUUAAAGAAAACACGCCAUUCUCUUACCAUACAACUUUACGUCUCGGCACUAAACAUAGAGAAAGUCACAAAUACCUACCAAAAGACAAGUGAUUGGAAAAACAUAAAUCUAUUGCCUUUACUUUGCUUUUUAUGUAUCGGUAUGAAAAUUAAAUUUAUAAUGCGUGCUUUCA